GUCACCCGUAGCUGCGUGUUGGCAGGUUGUUGCGUUGUACACUGAGUGCAUUUCCACGUAUAAUACCGGCUCUUUAAGGGCUUCAAAAUGGCUCGAUCCUACGAUGACGAGUUGCAAUACUUGGAGAAAAUUGACAAAACCUGUUGGCGGAUAAAAAAGGGGUUUGUGCCCAAUAUGAAGGUUGAAGGAAUCUUCUACGUGAACGGUCCCCUUGAGAAGCUGAUGUUUGAGGAGCUCCGCAAUGCCUGUCGGGGAGGAGGCUUUGGUGGUUUCCUCCCAGCUAUGAAACAGAUUGGAAAUGUCGCCGCACUGCCCGGAAUAGUGAACAGGUCCAUCGGUCUCCCUGACGUUCACUCCGGGUACGGCUUCGCCAUUGGAAACAUGGCCGCCUUCGACAUGAGUGACCCCACCGCUGUUGUGUCACCUGGCGGCGUGGGGUUCGACAUCAACUGCGGCGUGCGUCUGCUGCGGACCAACCUGGACGAGGGCGACGUGCAGCCGGUGAAGGAGCAGCUCGCCCAGGCACUGUUCGACCACAUCCCCGUGGGCGUCGGCUCCAAGGGCGUCAUCCCCAUGACCGCCAAGGACCUGGAGGAGGCCCUGGAGAUGGGCGUGGACUGGUCCCUAAGGGAGGGCUAUGCCUGGGCCGAGGACAAGGAGCACUGCGAGGAGUACGGCCGCAUGCUGCAGGCCGACCCCAACAAGGUCUCCUCCAAGGCCAAGAAGAGGGGCCUGCCGCAGCUGGGCACCCUGGGAGCGGGCAACCACUACGCCGAGAUCCAGGUGGUGGACGAGAUCUACGACGACUACGCCGCCAAGAAGAUGGGCAUCGACCACAAGGGCCAGGUGUGCGUAAUGAUCCACAGCGGCAGCCGCGGCCUCGGCCACCAGGUGGCCACAGACGCCCUGGUUGCCAUGGAGAAGGCGAUGAGGAGGGACAACAUCGUGGUGAACGACCGGCAGCUGGCCUGCGCCCGCAUCCACUCGGCCGAGGGCCAGGACUACCUGAAGGGCAUGGCCGCCGCCGGGAACUACGCCUGGGUCAACCGCGCCUCCAUGACCUUCCUCACCAGACAGGCCUUCUCCAAGGUGUUUGCGACCACGCCCGACGACCUGGACAUGCACGUGAUCUACGACGUGUCCCACAACAUCGCCAAGGUGGAGGAGCACAUGGUGGACGGCCGGCCCAAGACGCUGCUGAUCCACCGCAAGGGCUCCACCCGCGCCUUCCCCCCGCACCACCCGCUCAUCGCCGUCGACUACCAGCUCACAGGACAGCCGGUGCUGAUCGGAGGGACCAUGGGGACGUGCAGCUACGUGCUGACGGGGACGGAGAAGGGCAUGACGGAGACCUUCGGCACCACCUGUCACGGAGCGGGUCGUGCUUUAUCCCGAGCGAAAGCCCGUCGUAACUUCGACUUCCAGGACGUGCUGGACAAACUGGCUGACCAGGGCAUCGCUAUCAGGGUCGCGUCUCCCAAGCUCGUCAUGGAGGAGGCUCCCGACUCGUACAAAAACGUCACAGAUGUCGUGAACACGUGCCACGACGCCGGCAUCAGCAAGAAAGCCAUCAAACUCCGGCCGAUCGCGGUGAUUAAGGGUUGAGGAGGCGGUCGCGCCUCUACUGGGAACUCUAUGCACAUAAACCGGGACGUUUGGGAGGAGAAGCGGCCGUCUGGUGGUGGGCACAGCUCAAGGAAAACUAAAGAACGGAUGGGAAAAGGCCUCUAAAGACUGAUGUUCAAACAUCCCAAAGAGAUGUUCUUUGAUUUUGGUUUUAUUCUUAAACUUUAUUUUGAAAACUUUUUAUUUGAGCGGAACAAAAUGAAGUCCUCCUUUUUUUUUUUCUGUAUGUGUAGAUAAUCGAUCAAUGCCAUAUUGAGAGCGACCUCGCCUUAUAAUAAACUGCUUGGUUACAGCCGAUGCAAUCCAAGA
Messenger RNA from Gadus morhua (Atlantic cod), 1935 nucleotides. RefSeq names its product RNA 2',3'-cyclic phosphate and 5'-OH ligase (gene rtcb). The coding region runs from base 88 to 1605 and encodes 505 amino acids. Gene Ontology annotation, molecular function: RNA ligase (GTP) activity; RNA ligase (ATP) activity. NCBI's taxonomy places the organism in Eukaryota, Metazoa, Chordata, Actinopteri, Gadiformes, Gadidae. Gene Ontology annotation, cellular component: tRNA-splicing ligase complex; nucleus. Gene Ontology annotation, biological process: tRNA splicing, via endonucleolytic cleavage and ligation. The transcript is spliced from 12 exons. The record is from RefSeq and is a predicted model, not a curated record.